AUGGCAUCGGGAGCGGGAGGUGGUGCCAGUGCAGGGGGAUCCAGCAGUGGUAGUGGAAGCCUGGCACGAGAUGAUUCCAAAUGGUACUUUACGGCGGAACAGCUGGCCAGUUCACCCAGCCGCAAGUGCGGCAUGGACGCCGACCAGGAGCUGAUGUACAGACAACGGGCGGCAAACCUGAUCCAGGACAUGGGACAACGGCUGCAAGUCUCGCAACUAUGUAUCAACACAGCGAUCGUAUACAUGCAUCGCUUCUACGCAUUUCAUUCCUUCACACAAUUUCACCGCAAUAGUAUAGCUGCUGCUGCCCUGUUUCUAGCUGCAAAGGUCGAAGAACAGCCACGAAAGCUCGAGCACAUCAUCAAAGUGGUGCACAUAUGUCUGGGCAUGGAGGCGCCCGAUCCAUCCAAAGAAAGCUACGCCGAGCAAGCUCAGGAUCUGGUGUUCAACGAGAACGUGCUGCUGCAAACACUCGGGUUCGAUGUUGCCAUCGACCAUCCGCACACGCACGUCGUCAAAACAUGCCAUUUAGUCAAAGCUUCCAAGGAUCUAGCCCAGACGUCCUACUUUAUGGCUUCUAAUAGUUUGCACCUGACAACUAUGUGUCUGCAAUAUAAACCGACAGUAGUCGCUUGUUUUUGUAUACAUUUAGCGUGUAAAUGGUCCCGAUGGGAGAUUCCACAGUCGAAUGAAGGCCGCCAUUGGUUUCAUUAUGUGGACAAAACCGUCACGUUAGACCUACUCAAACAGCUGACCGACGAGUUCCUUCACAUCUUUGACCGGUGUCCGACGCGGUUGAAGAGCAAAAUGAAAUCGAUACGCGCCGAACAGCCACAAGCGGAUGACUCGAGUAGUCGGAGAAGUUCCUCGGCGAUGCCGAACUCCUCGUCGUCGGCCAUGGCCCGUGGCAUUGACGACGCUGGUCCGUCCUCUAGUCAUCAUCGGUCAUCGUCCCAUUCGCACUCUAAGCAGAGCUCUUCAAGCGGUGACCCAUCGCUGAAAGCAUCACAAUCAUCAUCUUCCAGCCACAAAAUUCCUUCAUCUUCCGGCAGUUCCCGUUCUCGCGGCGGUGAACGUCCACCGUCGUCUUCAUCGCAAGCGUUGCACCAGCAGCGGGAGAUGAUGGCAGGUGCCGGAGGUGGCCACUAUGGAACCGGUAGUAGUUCCAGCGGUAAAAUGCAGCAACCAAUGCCACCCCAUCACAGUAGUAGUAGCCGUUCCGGCAUGCCACCACAGUCGUCUUCAUCGUCGUCGUCGUCUUCGUCUAGAUACGGCAACAUGCAUGAUGGUUCUAGGGAUUCAAAGAACCGUAUGAUACCGACGGCUGCUGCUGGCGGUUCCUCUUCAUCAUCAAUGAAUCCAUACGCCCCAACUAGCAAGGUUGACCGUCACGGCGUCAGUAGUGGCCAGAAAGGUCCAUCGCUUUCACUGAUGGAUGGUAAAAAUCAGGUGAAAUCUCAAAGUUCCAUGAUGGCGGCACCGCUGUUCAGUGGCAGUAAUCCGGACAUGUCCGGCCGGUCGUCAUCGUCGUCGAUGAUGAAGCAACCUUCGUCGGCGUCCUACGGGUCUCACCCACCUAGCUAUAGUCAAUCGAUGAGUAAUCGGAACAACACCAUGCCUUCUAAUGAAUCGCAGUCCGUCCCUAAUCCGCAGUUUAAGAACCAGAUGCAACCGCAGUUACCAUCAUCAGCUGGUUCCGAGUCGUCUUCAUUCCGCCUUAUUGACGACAGUAACCGACUGACUGAGCCGAUGCAAAUCUGUACACCUCCCAAGCAGUCGAAACCUUCGUCAAUCUUCAGCCCCGACUGGAAGGACACGCAGCAAGCCGAGAGCAACAACAUGUCCAGCAAAUCCCGAUCGCAAGGCCAACUAGCUCAGCGAUCCAUCAAGGAAAGCCCCAAGGAAAAGAAACCGACCGUACCACCGGCCUACUCGGAUCAACAGCAAAAGUCUCGCUCGAUCACGCCGAAGAAAGAACGACGUGGCGAAGCUGCCGUAACAACUCCCGGCGGCCAAUCCAAGACGUCGUCUAGUGAGAAGAAAUCCUCAUCUACGUCCGCGAGCCUAAAGAGGACACUGAUGGAUGCGGCGUCGCUGGAACCAACGGAUUUGCUAGGUAUCAACAAGCUUCCUCCUGGUGGGCAAGCGCCGGUGAAACGAUCGCUUCCCAACAGCGAACAAGUUCGCCAGGACGACGGAACCGAUUUCCGGGAGUCGAAAGUUCGGAAGGUGGAAAUUCCCUCGCCGUCGGAAAAUCUGUUUGCCUCGUCGUUCGAUUUGUCCAGCACGUUCGACAAGCAGGACGAUAGCUUCUCGAUGUUUUCGUUUCACGAUCCAGGAUCGCUGCUGUCGCAACCUCUGCUGAACGACUCGAAACCGGUGAUCGUCGGUAAAACUAGUUUCGCCAAUACGAUCAAUGGAAUUGAAACCAAUCCGGCGUUGGUGAGUAGUUUACUCAAGGAAAGCCUUUGUAGCACGGAAAGCAAGUUCGGAACGCUCGGCACCAGUGGGAACGGAAGUAAUAGCGCUACUACUGCGGCUACUUCGAUUGCUUUGGGAUCAUCGAAGCAGGCCAGUACUGCACAAUCUUCACAAUCGGUUUCAAGCUUGAGCGCAUCGUCGGCUCCAAGCAUAGUGUCCAAUGUACCUGAAGCUACCAUCAAAACAGAGGCUCCAUCAUCUCUGGACGUGAACGCACCGUCUGCAAUCAGCAGUUUGCUUGCACAGUCCGCACCAAUAAUGUCAGCAGCGCCCACUUUGUUAGCCCCGUUGUCAUCCUUGGGAAGUGUUGCCAAUCUUGCUUUGAUUAGCAGCGAACUUACGACACUAACGGGCGAUUCGGUCUCAGCACUUACCAAAGAGGAAGAGCACCGGCGUUCCAAGUCAGAGAAGAAGAAAAAGAAGGACAAACACAAACACAAGGAAAAGGAUAAAUCUAAGGACAAAGAUCGCGAAGAACGGAAAAAGCACAAGAAGGACAAGGAUCGGCACCGGGACCGAGAACGAGAGAAAUCCGAUCAGCCGAACGAUCCGUCAGCUAUGGUCCCCGGGCCAAUCAAAAUCAAACUUCCCAAGGAUAAGCUGAAUCUCCACCCGCUCACGGAAACCGGUGGCAACCCGGCGCCGGCCGCCGCCUCCGACAUGGGACUGAAAAUAAAAAUCCCGAAAGACCGACUCUCGGGUGCUUCUUCUCUCAGUAGUUCUACCGGCGCCGGUGGAACGUCCGCAGCUCCCGGGGCCGCCAGUUCUGCCGCUGGUCAAUCAGCUCUACCAUCCACCACCCCGCUCAAGUUGAAAAUCUCCAAGGACAAAAUCGAACACUACAAUAUCAGCGACGGUAGUUUCAACAAUGGCUCCGGUCACGGACAUGCCACCGGGACCGGGGGUCACCACAGCCACGGCAACAAAAAGAAGGAUCGCGACAAGGAGCGGGAUAAGAGCAAAUCGAGCAAGUCGAUGGCAGCGGCUGCAACGGCCACUGCAGGGAGCGCGAUGACCACCAGUGAAUACAACAAGCAGAAUGGCAACACUGGUGGCAAUAACGGGGGUUCCUCCGCCUCGGGCGGACAGGCUGGCAACACUUCCAGUAAAUCUUCCUCUAGCAAGCAAAGCGUUUCUUCUGCACAGCAGCAAUAUUCCCUGAAACAAAUGAUGACAGAGCAGCAGGCAACCGCCGCUGGAGGUCCUCAGCAUCCCGCCAGUUUCGAUUACAUGCAACACGCUCAGGCCCCCACGUUGCUGCAGCAACAGCAAUACUUCAAUCAGUUUGGGGCGUUCAAUGCCCAACAGCAGCAGCAGCAACAACAGCAACAAAACGUGCUUCUCAACAGCAGUGCAACGAAGAUGUCUGGCAACAAUCUCGGCACUUCUCUCCCAAACUUUUACUACGGCACGAACAAUGGUAAUAACACUGGCAAAAAAUGAAAAUAAUAGAUAACUAUUCCUGAAAAAAAAAAAAAUAUGAACACACUCAGAGUGGUGUGACGUACUGGUAGACUCGAGUCGAAUUAAGUGUAUGGCUUUAAGUUUUACUUUACUUUAAAAUUAUCAUCCUUUGUGAAUAUGAAUGUAUAUAACUUUGAUUGUAAUGAAAACAGAAACAAAGCAAUAAACUUAGUUUUUUUUAUGUUGUUUUUUGGUUGGAAAUGUUACAGUUAUUUAUAGUGAAAAUCAAGAAUUGUUUAGGCAACGCAGUUGCAUGUAUUCUAAAAUGAAUAUAACGUCUCGUAAAAAUUGUGCUUAACUGAUGGUAGAAUUCUAACCAAAGAAAGACGCUGCGAACGGUAUCAGAAGAAAUUGGGGAAUCUCUGCAUUAAUCAUGCAUAAAAAAACUAAUUAACGCAGUUCAAGCUUUCAUUACAGAAAAGAACACAUUCGUUGGUAGUUAAGUAAUUAAACAACAUAGAAUAAACAAAGAGAAAUAAUAAAUUCCUAUUAGUAACAUUGAAGAUGCAGAACAUCUAGAAAAGAAAUUAAAAGUCUGAACCAGCAAGAGGCGAAAGCUUCUAGGAAAAUAGUGUGUACACUAUUGCACUCAACACUCUCUUGUAAAAUGUGUUGGAACACAAUACACUAAGCAGUGCGUUUAACGAGCAAGUAGUAUAAGUUAGUUAGAUAAUGCUAUCACAUUGUAUUCAUGUUCACCAAACUAUUAGCAAUGAAUCAACUCAGAUCGAGAGACAGUUGUAUAAUAAACGAAACAAUGGAAAACUGUUUCGGAUGGAAGGUUAA
This is a messenger RNA of Aedes albopictus (Asian tiger mosquito), 4731 nucleotides long. RefSeq names its product cyclin-T (gene CycT). The coding region runs from base 1 to 3924 and encodes 1307 amino acids. Gene Ontology annotation, molecular function: cyclin-dependent protein serine/threonine kinase activator activity. Gene Ontology annotation, biological process: regulation of transcription by RNA polymerase II; positive regulation of DNA-templated transcription, elongation. The transcript is spliced from 10 exons. Gene Ontology annotation, cellular component: nucleus; cyclin/CDK positive transcription elongation factor complex. NCBI's taxonomy places the organism in Eukaryota, Metazoa, Arthropoda, Insecta, Diptera, Culicidae. The record is from RefSeq and is a predicted model, not a curated record.